UGGUAAUCUAUACAUGUUGUGUUAAUAGUUAAUACUCCAUAGAAGUAAAAUAUUAGCCUGAUUCAUCAGCCGGUUUAACUUCGUGGAAACCUCUGACCUCACAGAAUUAGGAUUUGUUUGCUUGAUGGUAGGCUCGCUCUCCCUCAGCGUGUUCCUGGUCUCUUUAGCGCUCACGGUGUGUGCUGUGUGGCUGGUGGCUCUCUGUGGCGUCUGCGGCUGGUGUCAACGCAAACUGGGGAAGAGAAACAAGCCAGGAGUAGAGACAGCAGACACUCCAGACUCUGCACGUGGGCGAGGGGAGAAGAAAGCCAUCAAUCACAAUGAUCUAGACAGAGACUUUUGGAAUAACAAUGACAGCAGCACAGUGCAGCAGAGGUGGAGCUCCUAUCCGCCCAAGGAGUUCGUACUAAACAUUUCUCCCUAUGCCCCCUAUGGAGAUCCUCGCCUCACACUCAAUGAAGGGAAGCUGGUGGUCCUGGCUUUGGCCAUAGGUGUGGCUGAGCAAGAUGACUUUGCCAAUAUCCCUGACCUGCAGGAAACGACACAGGCUCCACCCCCGCCCCCAGCAGCCAAUCAGGAGCCACCUCCUGAGAAGAGGGGCAACAAGCCAGCUAACAGCCCCAAAGGCCAGCCCCCCGAUGCCGAUGGUCACUCCUCUGUCUCGGACCUGGCCAACUCCCUCACCGGAGACAUGGUGAUGUUGUCCCCAGGUUCGGAGGAUGAUGACGGAGAGGGGCCAAUCAGUGAGAAGCUGGGGCGUAUCCAGUUCAGUAUCGGCUACAGCUUUCAGAACACCACCCUCACAGUCAAAGUGCUUAAGGGACAGGACCUCCCAGCCAAGGACUUCUCUGGCACCUCCGACCCCUUUGUCAAAAUCUACCUACUGCCAGACAAAAAGCACAAGCUGGAGACCAAGGUCAAGAGGAAGAACCUCAACCCUCACUGGAAUGAAACUUUCCUCUUUGAAGGCUUCCCUUACGAGAAGGUCAGGGAGCGCACUCUGUACCUGCAGGUGUUGGACUAUGACCGCUUCAGUCGGAAUGACCCCAUCGGAGAGGUGUCCAUCCCCCUCAACAAGGUGGAGCUGGGCCAGAUGAAGACCUUCUGGAAGGAGCUCAAGCCCUGCAGUGAUGGCAGCGGCCGGCGAGGAGACCUGCUACUGUCUCUGUGCUAUAACCCCACUGCCAACACCAUCACUGUGAACAUCAUCAAAGCACGCAAUCUCAAAGCCAUGGACAUCGGGGGCACCUCAGAUCCCUAUGUGAAAGUGUGGCUCAUGCACAAGGACAAGCGGAUAGAGAAGAAGAAGACAGUGACGAUGAAGCGCUGUCUGAAUCCCGUCUUUAACGAGUCCUUUCCGUUUGACGUCCCCGCCCACGUGCUCCGGGAGACCACCAUCAUCAUCACCGUCAUGGACAAGGACAGGCUGAGCCGCAACGACGUCAUCGGCAAGAUCUACCUAUCGUGGAAGAGCGGACCAGCGGAGGUGAAGCAUUGGAAGGACAUGCUCGCUCGGCCGCGCACUAACGUAGCCCAAUGGCACGCUCUCAAGGCCUGA
Molecule: messenger RNA, 1558 nt
Organism: Boleophthalmus pectinirostris (great blue-spotted mudskipper)
Lineage: Eukaryota; Metazoa; Chordata; Actinopteri; Gobiiformes; Gobiidae
Gene: syt7a
Product: synaptotagmin VIIa
Exons: 12
Coding region: 125-1558 (477 amino acids)
Biological process (GO): regulation of calcium ion-dependent exocytosis; calcium-ion regulated exocytosis; vesicle fusion
Cellular component (GO): synaptic vesicle; axon; synapse
Molecular function (GO): calcium-dependent phospholipid binding; phosphatidylserine binding; clathrin binding
Source: RefSeq, a predicted model, not a curated record